AUGAGCGAAAUGGACCGCUUUGACAGCAUGUUACUGACCAUCACACAGUCACAGCGUGGCAUUGAGCCACUGCUGGACACGGUUUUCUCGUUUCUUCGUCGUAAAACUGAUUUUUUCUCGGGCGCUGAGACGCACGUGAUUGAAGAUACAAUUCUCAAGAGCGUUCGCAAACAAGCGUCAUUGGCUGAGAAGGAUCAGAUCUCGAAGAAGCACCAGGAAGCCAAGAAUCGCCAGAAGAAGGAAGCGUCACGCAAGGCAGCGGAACUAGAGAAGAAGCAGAAAAAGGACCCGAUGGAGGAAGUCAAGAGCCUGUCACGCUUCGAGGAGAUUACAGACGAUGACAAGACGGAGAUCAAGGAGACGAAACACACGAAGAAGUCAUCAGACGAGACAAAGACUACUACAGAGGAGCACUGUGGAAUGCCGCUUGCUGGCAACGGAGGCCAGACUGACAAGUAUGUGUGGACGCAAACGCUGCAGGAGGCCCAGGUUAAUUUUGCAGUUCCCGAGGGCACUAAAUCUCGACAGGUAGACGUGGACCUCCGUGCUGGGAAGCUAAAGGUGGGCCUACGAGGUGGUGAGACGUUUGUGGAUGGACCUCUCUACAACAAAGUUAAGGUAGACGACAGUUUCUGGACUUUGGAAGAUGGCAAUCGCAUUUGUGUCUACUUGCAGAAGGACAACCAGAUGGAGUGGUGGAAGACCAUUAUUCAAGGAGACGCUGAGAUUGACACGCAAAAAGUGCAGCCAGAAAACUCCAAGCUCGGCGAUUUGGACUCGGAUACGCGCCAAACCGUGGAGAAAAUGAUGUUUGAUCAGCGUCAGAAGGCAAUGGGUCUUCCCACAAGCGACGAUAUGCAGAAACAAGAAGUUCUGCAAAAGUUUAUGGCGCAGCACCCGGAGAUGGACUUCAGCAAAGCUAAAAUCAACUAA
This is a messenger RNA of Peronospora farinosa, 933 nucleotides long. Lineage: Eukaryota; Oomycota; Peronosporomycetes; Peronosporales; Peronosporaceae. The record is from the annotation of a GenBank genome assembly.